This is a messenger RNA of Stegastes partitus (bicolor damselfish), 2749 nucleotides long. RefSeq names its product nectin cell adhesion molecule 1a (gene nectin1a). The transcript has 10 exons. NCBI's taxonomy places the organism in Eukaryota, Metazoa, Chordata, Actinopteri, Pomacentridae. Bases 481 to 1986 code for a protein of 501 amino acids. The record is from RefSeq and is a predicted model, not a curated record. Gene Ontology annotation, cellular component: adherens junction. Gene Ontology annotation, biological process: protein localization to cell junction; heterophilic cell-cell adhesion; homophilic cell-cell adhesion.
GCCUGACUGCGACUUUUUUUUUUUUCCUUUUUUUUUUCUAAAUGUGCACACCAGCCGGCUCAGCCCUCACACAGUGACAGAUAUUUGUCAGUCGGGACUGAGGGGGGGCAGGCUAUCUCGGAAAUAAUCUGCCCACGCGUUAAGCUGCUUUAUCCCCGCCAAGCCUCAGCCGAACAGACUGCUGCAGCUCCGUUACCAGUCAGAGGGAAACCCGCAUUAAGAGGAGGGGGGGAGUAAGGAAAGAAAGAAAGAAAAAGUGGCACAAGGUGCUGAGAGAAGUUUGAGAAAUCUUUCCUGGCUGAGAGCUGGCGAAUUCACAGAGUGUGGAGACGUUUUGACGCACACAUGCCCGGACCCUGACGCACGGUCCUGAAGCUGAACCUGCUGCUGCUGUGAGCUCAGACUGGGAGGCAGGAGGCGUGAAACAAGUUCACACUGGGAAUUUAACCACAGCGAGAAGCUGGCAACGGUGGUUUGGGCAUGGAAAGGACUGGACUUUGGAUAUUCCUGAUAACAACUUGUGUUAAUCCAGGAAUAAAUGGACAGACUGUGGAAAUGGAUGAUGGGAAGUCGGGGUAUGUUGGCUCAAAGGUGGAUCUCCGGUGUCGGUUCAUCAACAGCUUCCCGCCUGUCAAAAUCUCCCAGGUAACAUGGCAGAAACUGGUAAACGGCACUAAGCAGAACGUGGCAAUCGCAAAUCCGUCCCUGGGUGUGUCCGUGGCGCCGCCCUACAGGGACCGCGUCACCUUCAAGAACGCAGCAGUGAGGCGGCGGACUCCGACUCUUGAAGACACCACCAUCACCUUCUCCUCGCUCCGCCUCGCCGACGAGUCCACCUACAUCUGUGAAUACACCACAUUCCCCGCAGGGAACCGAGAGAACACAGUAAACCUCACUGUCUACGUUCGCCCAACCACUCAGAUGAGUCUGUCCUCGCCGACACUGGUGGCUCGUUCAUCCAAUCUGAAAACCCCCGUGGCUACCUGCACCUCUGCUAAUGGAAAACCUCCCGGUACCAUCAGGUGGGAAACGAGGGUGCCUGGUGAAGUGACCACCCGUGAGUACAGAAACUCCGAUGGGACGUUCACUGUUCAGAGCGAUUACGUUUUGGUGCCCAACAAAGAAACUCAUAAGGAGACGCUCACCUGCGUCACCACCUACAACGAGGAGGUUUACACUGACAGCGUCACCCUCGACAUCCAGUAUGAGCCUGAUGUUUCGGUGGACGGGUUUGAUGGGAACUGGUAUCUGAACCGAGAGAACGUCCAGCUGAGCUGCCAAGCCGAUGCCAACCCAGCCGUCUCUCUGUAUCAGUGGAGGCUUGUUAAUGGCUCCAUCCCGAACAAUGCUGAGGUCAGAGACAACGUCCUCUCCUUUAAAGGACCAGUCACAUACGACCUGCAAGGAACCUAUGUGUGUGACGCAACCAACAGCAUCGGGACACGAUCAGCCUCUGUGGAGGUCAGCAUUAUAGAAAAGCCACUACCACAAAUCGCAACAAGUGAUGUCAUCAGUGUAAUCGCCUUAUUAUUGGCUGCCGGAGUGCUCAUGGGCAUCACUAUCACAGUUCUGGUGCUCAAAAUAAGAAGCCGGAAAGACAGCUCCUCAAGGGACUCUCCAUCCAGAAAACUAUCGCAGCCAGUAAGGAAAAGACCAGGAGAUGAUAUCCAGCAUUCAGGACGUUUUUACGAGGAGCUUCCAAACACAGCGGACUACGUGAGCUACAGACUGGCCUGUAACAAGGAGGACUACCCAGAGCCCUACUCCCCUCCGAUCAACCCUCCUCUGUCAUUCCUGCCCCAACACCCCUACCACUCCACACAGCCGACCCCCACGACGAGCAGCAGCAGCACCACCACGUCCAAAAACACCUUCUCUCCUCCUUCGCACACCACGGCCAUCUUUAAAUACCCCUCUGUGCAGGGUCUGUCUUCUCCUCCCCCAGGAGUGGCAGCAUACACUUUCCCUAAAGAGCAGUACGUCUGAAGCCACACCUCGUUAUACGCUCUCCAACGAGCGCAACGUUUCCUAAGAGGAGGUUGGAAUACAUGGGAUAUUUAACCCUCGUCGGACCGUCAGACAGCGUCUGUGGACUGUCUGCACCAAUGUGGAGCUCUGCAGCUUUUCGUUGUUGGACUUGGAGUUGACGUCCACUUUUGAAACACUUUCUCUCUUUUGUCCUGUCUUUUUAUUGUGUUCUAUUCUUUGAAAAGGGAACCAAGUUUAAGUUAUAGGUUAUAGAGGAAAGUCAAGUUAAAGGUGACUUUUAUUUGAGAAAUGUGUAUUGCAUGUAUGUAUAUUUGAUUACAUCAUACUGAAUGGAUGGGAUUAUCUUUAGAUGUGGUGGACUCCUUACUUUGUCCUUAAUGGACCAUAUUUUGUAAAAAAAAAAAAAAAAAGACAAACUCACACCCAAAAAAAAAAGGGGUUCUGAUGCCCACUCUCUUUUAUCCUGUGUUGUGCACAAUGACAAUCCCUUUACUGAAGAGCACCUAAUGUUACCUUUUGGUUUUACCUCCUGGUUUAAUGUAAUACUUCUACUGUGCUUGUGUUUUGUAUCAUUUACCAUUUUUCUUUGUAAAGAAAAACAAAAAGACAUUUUUAUUUACUGGUGACAUUUUGUCAAUUUAAGACAUUGAUGUUUUUAUUUGUGGUAUUUGUGGGUUUUAGUAUUCAUUGACACUGGUUGUUGGAUGAAUUUCUAGCAUUUAAAUAAAAAUGACCAUGUACACUUGCAUCACACUGAAAA